UAAAAAAAAUUGAGAGGUCCACUCCAGUUUAUUUUUGGAAUAUACUCGAAGGUCUUGAAUUACCACGUAUAGUACAUUAAUGCAGCCUCCAAAAGAAGAGAAAGAAUAAAUGUAGUAUGGUUUUCAAAUGAAAUGUUUGUGUGGGGGGCAUAUUAGUCUGAUACUGAUUAUAUGCCUGGUUCCAAUACUGUUGGGAACAGUUGCCAAAAGAUAGUAAUGGCAAUACUUCAACCAAAAACAAUGCAAAAAUAAAUUUAGUUAACAAGUACGAUGGUUAAAGGAGUAGAAAUAUUUUUUUUUUUAUCUUGUAAUACAUUGUCUUUAAAACUUCAAAAAAAGUCUGUCAAAUUUUAUACUUAAGAUAUAUUUAUUAAAUAUUCCAGAACAAACUGUUAGAAUCUACCUUACCUUAGACUGACUUCUUCCCAUUUCUUCUGAUAACAUUCCAUUUACAUGGAAGAAAAAAUGGCCAAAAAAUGUGAGGGACAUGCAGUGGGAAUAGAUCUUGGAACAACAUAUUCUUGUGUUGCAGUGUGGCAGCAACAACAUUCUCGAGCUGAGAUCAUACCCAAUGACCAAGGCAACAAGACAACUCCUUCUUACGUUGCUUUCACUCAUAAUCAAAGGUUGAUUGGUGAUGCUGCUAAGAAUCAAGCUGCUGUCAACCCUACCAACACUGUCUUUGAUGCUAAGAGGAUGAUUGGUAGGAAAUUUUCUGACCCCAAUAUUCAGAAAGAUAAAGUAUUGUGGCCAUUCAAAGUCAUUUCUGGUGCUACUGGCGAACCAAUUGUUGUUGUUAAGUACAAGGGUCAGGAGAGACGCCUUUGUCCUGAAGAAAUUUCAGCCAUGGUUCUCACAAAGAUGCGCGAGACUGCAGAGGCAUAUUUAGGUUCACCUGUGGAGUAUGCAGUCAUUACUGUCCCGGCCUACUUCAGUGACUCGCAGCGCAAAGCCACCAGAGAUGCCGGUGCCAUUGCUGGUCUCACUGUCAUGAGGUUAAUCAAUGAACCUACAGCUGCAGCUAUUGCUUAUGGUCUUGACAAGAAAGCUGAUUGGGUUGGAGAGAGGAAUGUUUUGAUUUUCGACCUUGGAGGUGGUACUUUUGAUGUGACCCUCCUUACCAUCAAUGAUAAGUUGUUUGAAGUUAAGGCCGCUUGUGGAAACACUCAUCUUGGUGGAGAAGACUUUGAUGACAGAAUGUUGAAAUACUUUUUAGAAGAGUUUGAAAAGAAGAACAAAGUUGACAUAAGUGGUGAUUCAAGAGCCUUGAGGAGAUUGAGAAAUGAAUGCGAAAGGGCUAAAAGAACACUCUCAAGCUCUAUUGAUGCCUUCAUCGACAUAGAUGGCUUAUUUAAGAGUAUUGACUUCUCUUCAUCGAUCACUCGUGCUAGGUUCGAGGAACUCAACAAGGACCUCUUUGAAGCGUGUAUUCAGACGGUAAAGGAAUGUCUUACCAUUGCUGAUAUUGAUAAGAGUUGUAUAGAUGAUGUUGUUCUUGUUGGAGGCUCUUCUAGGAUUCCCAAGGUGCAAAAACUAUUGCAGGAAUUCUUCCAGGGGAAAAGUCUGUGCAAGGGACUUAAUCCAGAUGAAGAUGUUGCCUACGGAGCUGCCGUUCAAGCUGCUUUGUUGAGUGAAGGCUUUAAGAAUGUUCCAAAUGUGGUGCUGCAUGAUGUUACUCCGUUGUCACUUGGUGUAGACACAAAAGAUGAUGUUAUGAGCAUAGUAAUUCCUAGGAAUUCUAGUGUUCCUAUAAAGAAGAAAGGAGCAUACGUCACAAGUGAAGAUAACCAAUCUUGUGCAGAUGUUUUGGUUUAUGAAGGUGAGAGGGCAAGAGCUUAUGAUAGCAACUUGCUGGGCCGAUUUGUGCUUUCUGGUAUUCCUCCUGCUCCUCGAGGACAUGACAUUAUGAUAUGCUUCAAUAUAGAAGAAGAUGGUAUCUUAAAUGUAUCUGCUGAAGAAGAAACCACUGGUAACAGGAAUGAGAUUACAAUAACCAAUGAUAAAGGAUGAAUGUCAGCUAAGGAAAUUGCAAGAUUAGUUCAGGAGGCUAAAAAUUAUGAGGCUGAAGACACAGAGUUUCUUGAGAAGGUAAGAGCAAUGGAUGAUUUGGAUGACUAUGUUUACAAAAUGAGAAAAACUUUAGAACAUACGGAAAAGGACAGUAAAAAGAUCAAUGAUGCAAUUGCUAAGGCCAUGGGUUUACUUGAUAAUCGUGAUAAACAGAAACAUGGAAUAGAUGUGUUCAAGAAGAAUCUGAAGCAGCUCAAGCAAGUUUUUGAACCUAUGAUGAACAAGAAUCCAUGAUUGCCUUAAACAAAUUAUGUAUUUUGUAUGUCAUGCGAAUCUUACGUGACUGAUCAUGUUAUAGUAAGUUCUAGGAGUAUUUUGAAUUGUCAGUUUCUUGUUAAGAUUAUGUAUUGUGAAUGUUUUUCACUUUUUUUUUAUUAUUGUUUUAAUAAACAAUGAUAAUGAUAAUAU
Molecule: messenger RNA, 2478 nt
Organism: Arachis ipaensis
Lineage: Eukaryota; Viridiplantae; Streptophyta; Magnoliopsida; Fabales; Fabaceae
Product: heat shock 70 kDa protein 4-like
Molecular function (GO): ATP binding; ATP-dependent protein folding chaperone
Source: RefSeq, a predicted model, not a curated record